Molecule: messenger RNA, 5325 nt
Organism: Hevea brasiliensis (rubber tree)
Lineage: Eukaryota; Viridiplantae; Streptophyta; Magnoliopsida; Malpighiales; Euphorbiaceae
Product: histidine kinase 2
Exons: 15
Coding region: 826-4578 (1250 amino acids)
Biological process (GO): phosphorylation; phosphorelay signal transduction system
Molecular function (GO): phosphorelay sensor kinase activity
Source: RefSeq, a predicted model, not a curated record
AUAAAUGAUUUAGUAGAAAAUAUAAUAAAGAAAAUAUUAAAAAAUUGAAAAUAAUUUUGAUAAUAUAAUAAUAUUGUUUUAGGGGUGAUUUAUGAUCUUGGGGUUUGCUUUACUUCCCACCUAGAUGAUGAGAUAAUGAUGUGCCAAACUCAAUUCAAAUGCCGGACAGCAAACUGAAGCCCGAGAGGGACAGUGAGUGUUGAGGAAAAAGGUUAGAGAGAGAGAGAGGAGAGAGGACAGGGCAUUCUCUUACUCUCUGAUUAUUGAUUCCAGUUUGGGUUUUAAACAGACGCCAACUGGGUCAGAUUUAGUUUUACUUGUUGGUGAUGGGUAUUCUUUGAAAAAGUUUUCACUCUUGAUGCUACUUUUGGCUUCACAAAGCCGUAAGAGCUACAAAAGAACCGGAUAUAGAAAACAGCCAAUUUUUUCCUUACCUCAUUAAUGAUUCCCUCACAGGUUCCCCCUAAAUAGCAAUUGGGUUCUGUUCAACUUGCUGUUUGUUAUGAUUAGUUUGGUUCUUUUGUGUUCCUGAUAGGAGGUUUUGAUGGGAUUUAAAUGCUCAAUACAACAAUAGGAAGCAAACUUAGUAUUGAACCGUAAAGUGGAAUACUAAGAAGAGAUCAGAGAGGUGGACCACCUUGUUUUCUUAGUCUGUUGAAUAGUUGGUGUCGGUUUCAUGAAGUUUUCGCAUCAUUAUUUGUGGCUUCUAGAUUGGUUUUGUUUAUAAAGCAUUGAUUUUUACAAGCUGUGUGAAGUGCGCAUCUAGCAAUUUUUGUUUCUCAAUUUGAAUUUCUCAGGGGUUCUUCUCUCGGAGGUGCAACUUUGAUGAGUUGUGCUGCUAGAACUGGGGUUUUUAUCAAGCUUUCAAGGCGCUUUGUGAAGAUACACAGGUGGGCUUGGAUUGAAAUGUCUAUGAAUUCCAAGCUCUCUGGCUCAAAUGGCACAUUGUCAGCAAGUUUCAAGCUGAAGAAGCAAAAUGAUCCUUUGCAUGGGCCUAAUUCUGUCAGGAAAUGGAGGAGAAAGAUUCUGUGUCUUUGGCUAUUAUGUGUUCUCACCAUAGCCAGCAUUUGGUUCCUUUUGAGUUUUGAAAAUGGGGAAUUGAGGAGCAAAGACAAGAGUUUAGAUUCUUGUGAAGACAAAGCUCAAGUCUUGCUCCAGCAUUUCAACGUCAGCGAGAGCCAGCUUCAUGCAUUGGUUUCUUUGUUUUCUGAAUCAGAUCAGAUAACAUCCCUUGAAUGCUCCAAAGAACUGGGACCUGAAAUGGAAAUGACCGAUGGCAUUGCCUGUGCUCUGAAGGUACUGUGUUUGAAGAAGCAGGAGUUUCAACCACAAGGUGGAUGGGCUGCUGAAGGUGUAGAACCUAACAACCAAUGCCCAGCUCAAGAUAAGAACAUCCUGAAGAAACUUGAACAAUCAUUGAGAGACAAAUUGAACAUCAUCCGAACAAGGGAAAUGAGGGACCGCACAGAAGAUCACUGUAAUAUUUUUUCUUGUGGUUUGGAAAAAGUUUGUUGGUGGUUCCUUUUUGCAAUGAUUGUGAGCUGCACAUUAUUUAGUUUACAUGUGCAAUUUUGGAGGAAGAAAAAGCUGAAGCUAGUUCAUCUAGAGCCAGUGACUCAGCAGCGGCACCAGCUGAUGCAGCUCAAGCAGCAACAGCUAUCACAGAGUCCUCCUAAGGGUGCUGGAAAGUGGAGGAAGAAGCUUCUUAUAAUUUUUGUCAUGCUUGGGAUUCUUACUUCUAUUUGGUUGUUUUGGCACUUGAAUGGAAAAAUCAAGCUAAGAAGGGAAGAGACUCUUGCCAACAUGUGUGAUGAGCGAGCACGAAUGUUGCAGGAUCAGUUUAAUGUGAGCAUGAACCAUGUUCAUGCCUUGGCUAUUCUUGUAUCCACCUUUCACCAUGGAAAAGAUCCCUCUGCAAUCGAUCAGAAAACAUUUGGUGAAUAUACUGAGAGAACAGCUUUUGAGAGGCCACUUACUAGCGGUGUUGCAUAUGCUUUGAAAGUUCUACAUUCAGAGAGGGAGCAAUUUGAGAAGCAGCAUGGCUGGACGAUAAAGAAAAUGGAGACGGAGGACCAGACUCUAGUUCAAGAUUGUAUUCCGGAAAAGUUGGAUCCUGCACCCAUUCAAGAUGAAUAUGCACCUGUGAUAUUUUCUCAAGAAACUGUCUCUCAUAUUGUCUCUAUUGACAUGAUGUCUGGAAAGGAAGACCGGGAGAACAUCUUGCGAGCAAGGGCGUCUGGAAAGGGAGUGUUAACAUCUCCUUUUAAGCUUUUAAAAUCCAAUCACCUGGGAGUUGUACUCACUUUUGCUGUUUAUGAUGCUGAUCUUCCUCCAGAUGCAACACCAGAACUUCGAGUUGAAGCUACUGUGGGGUAUCUUGGUGCAUCUUAUGAUGUCCCAUCACUGGUUGAGAAGCUUCUACACCAACUUGCUAGCAAGCAAACAAUUGUUGUGAAUGUUUAUGACACAACUAAUGCAUCUGCUCCAAUUCUUAUGUAUGGCACUGAUGUUACUGAUACGGGUCUUUUGCACAUCAGCAUCCUUGACUUUGGGGAUCCAUUGCGGAAGCAUGAAAUGCAUUGCAGGUUCAAGCAUAAACCUACCUUGCCUUGGACAGCAAUAAAUGCUUCGGUUGGAGUCCUAGUUAUUACUCUUCUUGUUGGCCAUAUCUUUUAUGCAGCCAUAAGUAGAAUUGCAAAAGUUGAGGAGGAUUAUCGUGAGAUGAUGGAGCUCAAAGUUCGUGCUGAAGCUGCAGAUGUGGCAAAAUCUCAGUUUCUUGCAACUGUUUCCCACGAAAUCAGGACCCCAAUGAAUGGUGUUUUAGGUAUGCUGCAAAUGCUAAUGGAUACAGACCUUGAUGCAAAUCAAAUGGACUAUGCCCAGACUGCUCAUGCUAGUGGAAAAGAUCUUAUCUCACUGAUAAAUGGGGUUCUUGAUCAGGCUAAGAUAGAAUCAGGCAGGCUAGAACUGGAAGCUGUUCCUUUUGAUCUGCGCUCAGUUCUUGACAACGUUCUAUCACUUUUUUCGGGCAAAUCCAAUGAAAAAGGGAUUGAGUUGGCCAUUUAUGUCUCCAACCAAGUGCCUGAAGUUGUUAUUGGCGACCCUGGACGGUUCCGGCAGAUAAUUACAAAUCUUGUUGGAAAUUCUGUAAAGUUCACAAGAGACAAAGGGCAUAUAUUUGUCUCAGUUCAUCUGGCAGAUGAAGUGCGAAGCCCUCUUGGUGUUAGAGAUGCAGUGCUGGAGCAAGGCUUGAAUUUAUUUCAGGACUUGUCAAAUGAAAUGGAUAAUACAUUGAGUGGGUGUCCUGUGGUUGACAGAUGGAAAAGUUGGGCAAGCUUUAAAAGGUUAAACAACACAGAUACAAUGGGGGACCCUGAAAUGAUUAGAUUACUAGUUACAGUUGAGGAUACAGGUGUGGGAAUACCACUAGAUGCACAAAGUCGCAUUUUCACUCCUUUUAUGCAGGCUGACAGUUCCACUUCACGAACCUAUGGUGGGACUGGGAUAGGCUUGAGCAUCAGCAAAUGUCUUGUGGAUCUCAUGGGUGGUGAGAUCGGGUUUGUUAGUGAACCUGGCACUGGCAGUACCUUCUCAUUCACUGCUGCUUUCAGAAAAGGAGAAUUGAGUUCUCUUGAUACAAAGUGGCAACCUCAUGAUCCUACUGUUAUGGAGUUCCAAGGAUGGAGAGCAUUGGUAGUUGAUAAAAGAAGAAUCCGAGCUGAGGUUACUAGGUAUCAUCUUCAGAGGUUGGGAAUAUCUGUGGAUAUAGCUUCUAGCCCGAAGUCUGCAUGUUCUUAUAUAUUGGGAGGUUGCUACACAAGUGUUCCAGCAGAUUUUGCUAUGGUUCUUAUCGACAAAGAUGUUUGGCAUGACGAAACUGGUAUUGCUUUCAAUCAUUUGUUGAAAGAAUCCAAGCAAAAUGGUGGGAAAGAAAUCGAAGUAAACCUUCCUAAGAUUUUUCUCUUGGCUACCACUGUCAGUCCUGAUGAACGCUGUGAACUCUUAUCGGCUGGUUUAGUAGAUAAUGUAAUUAUGAAGCCUCUUCGAUUAAGUGUCUUAAUUGCUUGCUUUCAAGAAGCCAUUGGAAGUGGUAAGAAGAGUCAAGCAAAGAGAAAGAAACCAUCAGCUCUUCAGAAUCUACUAAGAGGAAAGAGAAUUUUGGUGGUAGAUGACAAUAAAGUGAACAGAAGGGUGGCAGAAGGAGCUCUAAAGAAAUAUGGAGCAAUUGUUACCUGUGUGGAGAGUGGCAAGGAUGCCUUGGAACUGCUAAAACCACCACACACAUUUGAUGCUUGUUUCAUGGAUCGCCAUAUGCCAGAGAUGGAUGGCUUUGAAGCUACCAGGCAAAUUAGGUCAAGGGAAAGGCAAUUUAAUGAGCAAAUUGCAUCUAGGGAAGCAUUGGCAGAGAUGUUUGGAAAUGUGGCUUAUUGGCACACUCCAAUAUUGGCAAUGACAGCUGAUGUGAUUCAGGCAACGAAUGAAGAAUGCAUUAAGUGUGGGAUGGAUGAUUAUGUUUCAAAGCCAUUUGAAGAAGAGCAGCUUUACAAUGCAGUGGCUCGCUUUUUUGAGUCUGAUUGAUAAGAGUGGAUUUAGAUGUCAGUUAUUGCUCAUUUGACCUUCAGCCGGCUGGCUGAUCUGUGCUGAAUUUGCAUUGACCCCAAAGCAUUUGGUUAGCCGACUAACGAUGGAUAGAAUGAUCCCCAACACUUUCUUAUCAUCUUUCCAGCCAUGGAAUCUGAGACUGAAGGUGACUAGAUUCAAGUAUGCAUGAUCUGGGAAGUGCAAGCAAAUGCUUGUGGCCAGUUUGUUGUCACUGGUUGCUUACCAUAUGAGAAAUUGAAGAAGACAAUGACUAACAUGAGUAGGCAGAUGGUAAAAAUGCUAGCAGUGAUCCUUUUUUGAAUGCUGAUGAGACAAUCAAUUCAACUUUUGAUCUUCUGCUAACUUAUGCAUGAAAGAUGAAAGAAGGAAUGAUUUUAGCACUGCCAAUAGCGGUUGCGACAGUAUAAUAAUUAUCCUCUUAUUUUCUCUUCCUGAGGAAGAUCAAAAUAAAACAAGGGGGUUGAUGCACACACAAUGCUGCACACCCAUUUAUGCAAACAAAAAGAUGUACCAGUAGCUUUUCUUAGUUGAAAAAUGUAAAUUGAGAUUGAUGGUUCCGAAGAGAAAGAACUGUUGUAUGUCACUGUUCGUCAAUUUGUUAUGAAGGUGCAAUUUGUUGUAAAUAAAUUUUUCUUCAAUGUAUAUAAACAUUAACAUUUUUGAUAAACAGAACAAAAAGUUGAGACAGGAUCUAUUGAUACUGUACUCACUAUGCUUUUUUAA